CCAAUUGCAAAUUUCUAUAGUCCUUGAGCUUCACACCUACGUCGGUUUGGCUUCUCCUUUUCUCUGCACACACGAAAUGAUUUGACCGAAUCCUUAUCCACCGGUGCACACAUCAUUUGAGCAAUUUCAGAUUGCAAUGGAUGACUAUGAUAUAGGUCUUCCAUCAUCACAACAUAUUUAUGGAACUGAAUUUGAAUAUGAUGAUGAAGCUGAGUUUGAAGAUGGUGAUGAUGCUGAGUUUGAAGAUGGUGGAAAGGAUUGGGGUGCAGAUGAUAUAUUCGAUGGUGAUGUUUUGGAUGAGGACAAAAUGAAUGAAAUUAUAAAUGAAGACACUGAUGGGGAAUUCAGCAGCUAUACCGAGCAAGGAAGAAAGCAAAGAAGACUAUUUUUGGGGAUCAUGCUCGGCAAUUUGAAGUUAGUCGUGCAUAUUGUAAAAUUAUUCUAAAUACUAAUUCGGGAAGCUUUGUUAAGCUACAUACUGAACCACAACCUCCGAUAAUAAUUGAUGGGUUUGUGAAAGAAUUGCUCCCUAGACACACUUCGUGGUGAUUGGGAA
Molecule: messenger RNA, 556 nt
Organism: Gastrolobium bilobum
Lineage: Eukaryota; Viridiplantae; Streptophyta; Magnoliopsida; Fabales; Fabaceae
Exons: 3
Coding region: 137-445 (102 amino acids)
Source: RefSeq, a predicted model, not a curated record